AUGGUAAACCUCCCUCCUUCGGAGCUCUCUCAACCUCUAUAUCCUUGGAUUCUGUGGAACCUAUGGCUUAGUAGGAACCAGAUUUUGUUUGAAGAUAAGAGGUUCUCUGAGAUUGAGACUACCAACAAAGCAAUCAAAGACUGCCGUGAAUGGCAAUUGGCUCAGCCCCUCAAGCCUCCGACAGCACCAAUAAAACCCCCUCUCCCUCCUCGCGCUCAAAACAAUCAUGAUCCUACAAAGAAUCAAACUGUAUGUUUCUCUGAUGGAGCUUGGGAGAGUGCGACUGGUCGGGGAGGCUCUGGUCAUCGCCGGUAUAUUGCACCAGACAGGACUGACGCUACUCCAAGGCUCUGGUCAUCGCCGGUAUAUUGCACCAGCCUUGGAAACUCCUCUGUAACAUCUAUCCAAGGCAUCCUCCACGACAUUGGCGUGAUGAGUCGAUCGUUGGAUUCUAUCUCCUUUUCCUUUAUCCCUCGCACUAGGAAUGAAGCUGCUGAUAGACUAGCUAAAGCAGCCAUUGUUGUUUCUGUUAUUGCACCUUUGGUGUAA
This is a messenger RNA of Brassica napus (rape), 549 nucleotides long. RefSeq lists its product as uncharacterized. The record is from RefSeq and is a predicted model, not a curated record. The coding region runs from base 1 to 549 and encodes 182 amino acids. The transcript is spliced from 2 exons. NCBI's taxonomy places the organism in Eukaryota, Viridiplantae, Streptophyta, Magnoliopsida, Brassicales, Brassicaceae.